Messenger RNA from Calidris pugnax (ruff), 1470 nucleotides. Its product is annotated as chloride channel protein 1-like. NCBI's taxonomy places the organism in Eukaryota, Metazoa, Chordata, Aves, Charadriiformes, Scolopacidae. The record is from RefSeq and is a predicted model, not a curated record. The coding region runs from base 264 to 797 and encodes 177 amino acids. The transcript is spliced from 2 exons.
UACAGGAGGUGUGUGGGAAGUUUGUGGACUGAAUUGUGACAGUGGGUAGAGAUCUUGCAUAAGUAAAGAGCCUGCUUCUGAUGUGGUGCUGAGGAGUGGCACAACUCAGGGGUGGUGAGCUUCCACAGCCCCACAGCGUAUGAGCUGCACCUACCAGGGCUGGUCAAUGACUCUACGUAGUACGAGUCUGAGCAUCUUGAAGAGGUUGGAGGGAGGAAGGGGCAGUGUGUGGCAGGGGACAUUCAAAACCUUGAAGUGGCUUAAUGGCUUCCCUGCUCUGUUAUGCAGAAACCAUGAUCCUUCUGGGGUCUAUAGAGCGAUCUGAACUGCAGACUCUCCUCCAGAGACAUAUAAGCCCAGAACGGCGACGGCUCCUCCACAGAGAAAUGCAGCAGAAGCUGUCUGAGUCACCCUACGAUGGGCACAGCAAGGGGCCGUGGGCAACCCUGCCAAAGCUGAAGCACGAAUCUUUUGCUUAUGUUGACGAGGAUGAGGAUGCAGAUGAGAAGGGAGAGCUACCUCGGCCCCCAAGUCCCACUCCCAGUUACCCAGAGGAGCCCAAUGGCCCAACAAGUCCUCUUAAACAAAUACCUGAAACUUUGGAGCCACAGCAACUCCCAGGUAUGGUAACUUCUGGCAUGCCUCAGCCACAUCCUAGCCAGCUUGUGGAAGCUUCCAUGCUAACUGUGUGUACGUGCCUGUGCGAGGUGCUGGUUUCCCAGAGACUGAGAGAAGGACCUUUCUCUGCUGUUCCUGUAUUAAAGGUACUUUGUGAAUGCACCUCAACAUCAGUGUAACGUACCUGGAAAUGUCUUCUGUUUGUGAUCCCUCAGAGAGCAUGGCUAAAGUAGACCCACUCAGGCUGCUCUCCCUCUGCCAGUACUCCCCACACUCCAUCCUUUGCAAUAACAUCUCCUCGGACGUUUUCUGGAGAAUCUGCAUGGAAGGGUCUUGUCUCCUUCACCCCACGAGUUAUUUUCCCUGGGAAAAGCAGCCUGAGCACUAAACACCUGUACUUGUUUUUUGAGUAGCUUAGGCUGUUGCUCAGCCAUCUCCAAAACUGAACAGCUCCUCCCUUGGACACGCAUCUCUUUGAUUCAGCUACAUUAAUAUGAUGGAAAAAUACUGGUGUAUUGUGCUCUUUGUGUGCCACCCCAGCUUUGCUUCCAAGACUGUACUCAUAGCUCAUUUCUGAUUCGUAUGUCAUGUAUAUUUGAUGCAGGAUGGUGUUUUGUUGGGUUUUUUCUCCUGUAUGUGUCUUGAAAUAUGCAGAGAGUGAGUAAGCACAGAGGUGUAGCCCAGUCUUGAGAAUGAAUACGGAGGGCUCUGGCUCAUGCUUUUAGGCUCCCAACAGUUAGCACGUAAAAUAACAUAGCACAUUCUGGUUCUGUAACACCACUCAUGUAUGACUAAACCUCGAAGGCAUAGGAAAUUCCUCUUUAUGCUUCCAGGGCAGUACAGUGGUACUGU